AUGGCCGUCUCCAGAGACGCCACGGCUGUGGUGACAGCGACUGCGAGGAGACUCACGCCUGCGACCUACUGCGAGGGAUGUCACGAAGUGGCCUAUCUGCAGCUCACCGUCCCUUCGAACUUCGCCAGAGUCACGAGAAUCACCGUCAAUGUGACCUCCCAUGAUCAAGGCUUCAGUAGCCACGAAAACCCAGUAUGCGGGAGCUUCUUCCAUGUUGCAAUCGUUGCACCAGAAGGUCAUUUUCGCCAGCGAUGGCACGCGUUUCAAAACAGGAUUGCCAACCCCAAGCCAUUCACCCAAACUCGGACGUGGCCCGGUGAUGCCUUGGAGAAGUUUGCCGUUCGCACUAUCAGAGUGAAUGAUACUAUUCAAAUCCUGCCGCAAACUCAUUUCGUUGCUUGGAGAAACAACGUCUUGAAAGCGAAUAUCGAGAUUUUUGGCGAGGUAUCAGCAUCUUCGAGAGGUCCUGUCAGUCCUUUGGAAAGCUACGCCAACUAUAUGCCCCAGGCGCUAUAUGCACCUUUGAAAGAAAAGGAGAUUCGUGUUCUGCGACUACUUGACGGAGAGCCAGGAAGCACAAUUGGCUGUACCUUGGAACACAUGCAACUUGUCUCGGUCGAACAUCUGCAAUUCGAGGCUCUGUCCUAUUGCUGGGGCGAUGCUUUAGACCUCAGAACGAUUGAAGUCUCCGGUCGGCCAUUUCAGGUCACGGCGAACUUGCACAGAGCUCUACUGCGACUGAGAUCAAGCACAAAGAUGUUUCCUCGGGUUUUGUGGAUUGAUGCUAUCUGCAUCAACCAGAGCGACGAACAAGAGCGCUCUGUGCAAGUGGAGAUGAUGAAAGAAAUAUAUUCUGCGGCAUCGCAAGUCAUCGUGUGGCUGUCAGACUUGAUGCUCUCGCCUGACGACAUGUCGAACAUGCGAGAGAUAUUCGACGUCAACAACGAUGAAUCGUCAUCCGGCUACCCAGAGCCUUCAUUAGAUAAGAUGUCUCCUCUCGAUCGGGAGACGCUGUGGAAAGGAUUGCCUCAAGUAUACGGUCAGGCCUCCUCUGCCCUCUUCAAGAAUGAAUGGUUCAACAGGGUCUGGGUGCUCCAAGAGGUCUUCAACGCGAAGAAAGCCAUUGUAUUCUGUGGUGAUCGAGCCCUCUCUUGGACUUCAGUACUUCAGGCGGACGAGGGCGUACACCGCUCGCAGUCCUCUAUGCAUGACUACCAAACGAUGAUGUCGACUUUGUUCUCAGACGUUUUCGAAUUGACAAUGUCAGAUAAUGCUUCGGCACCGAAACGCUUUGGCUACCGGCGAAAGCCACCGACGGCGGAUGUGCUGGACAUCGUCAUCGCCGGUCUCGAGCUUGAUGCAACAGAUCCGCGCGACAAGCUAUACGCCCUGUUGAGCUUGAUCCCAUCAUCUUCAAACACUGCCCUGCGUCCAGACUACACCAAAGCCGUAGGCGACGUACUUCGCGAAUUCACCCGGUGGUGGAUCUCUUCAAGACGGUCAUUGCGCAUCUUUUCUGCGAUUCAUUGCUCUGUAGGACGAACCUGGCAAAAGCUGUCGCCACUUCCUCCUAGCAGCUCCAGCUCGGAACGAUCAUCGUGGUCUCUGUGGUAUGACGGCAAGAGUAUUUGGGGCCAGGCUACACUAGGCUUGUCGCCAACAACCACCUAUCGCGCAUCAAGGGAAACAAUCCCUGACGAGACAUUGCUGUCGCAGACCAACAACGCGUCGAAAAGUAUAUUCUUGAGAGGCUUCACAAUCGACAUUCUCGACAGCAUCGUACCGUUUCCGUACUAUAGCGCUAUCCAGCCUACAUCGCCACACGCGACCCUUCGCAGACCAUACGAGAGACUCUUCGAUCCUGUAGGGCAUGUAGCCGUCUUCCAUACUGGCUCGCCCAGUCGAGUGCACGGCAUAGGGACAUACUUGGAUGCGCCAGAGACGGAAAUGCCAGGUCUCGUAGACCAUCUGCGUACGCACGAGGGAUAUGCGCAGAUCACUGGAGGUGCAAUCAAAUGCCAUCCUCCCUGUUUCUUCACCACAACAACUGGUAUCAAAGGAUUGUGUCCUCACACUGCGCGAGAAGGCGACCUGGUUGCUGUGUUGAAUGGUGGUAAGGUACCAUAUCUUCUUCGGCGUUGCGAAGACGAUGGCCCUGGUGAUGGUUCAUCUUCGCCCGAGAUUGCUCAACGACAGCCAUUUCAACUGGUUGGCGAAUGCUAUCUGCAAGGGUAUAUGGACGGCGAAGCAAUGGACGAUCCAAAGGCUGGGACCGAGAUCUUCGAGCUGAUCUAA
Molecule: messenger RNA, 2295 nt
Organism: Zasmidium cellare ATCC 36951
Lineage: Eukaryota; Fungi; Ascomycota; Dothideomycetes; Mycosphaerellales; Mycosphaerellaceae
Exons: 2
Coding region: 1-2295 (764 amino acids)
Source: RefSeq, a predicted model, not a curated record